CCUGAGCGCCGAAACCGGAUCAGACGAAGCCCGAAACGGCUGGAGCUUCUUCGUUUCGAUGCAGUAGCCAGUGGCUGGCAUGAUCCUCCAAGGACCAAUGGAGAUGAGGACAUCGGAUGGCCAGGAAUGAGGCCGCUCUGAGAGAACUGCUGGCACGCUACCAGCCGGAACUGGCCGGGCGCUUGGCGAAGCGAAUCGCCCAAUAUGGGGCCACCGAUGCGGUCCUGGCCGAAGGGGCGAAGCCAGAGCCCUCACCGCUUCUACGGGACAUCAUCGAUGCCGCGCUCGCCGAGGAGCUGGGUGAUGGAGGCCUAUUCGACGAGACUGCAGUACCUCAGGCCGCCCAAGCUGCUCGUGUCACCGAUGUGGCGAAAGGUUCUGGGUUGGAAGGAGGAGCGCGAGGAGCUCGAGGAGCUCCAGCCCACCAGGCCGAUGCUCCGGAUUCCUUGUUGCAGAGGCUGGCCCGGUACCAGCCCGAGCUGGCACCCCAACUCCUCAGGCGAAUUGAACAUGAGGGCUCUGACAUUGUGGCACAAUGUCUACGCUCUGAUUCGGCCUUGCGACGGCACAUGGAAAGAGCUUUGGAAGAGCUCUUUGCGGAUGAGGACCAAGCCCAAGCUGACUCUGCAGAACUCGGCCGGGGCAGCGGGAGCCAUAUGCUGCCAGGGCAAAGGAAGACCUUGGCGAUCUCCAGCCGCCCGAAGGUCGAUCCGGCGAUCCGCUCCAUCCGAUCUUCAGCGCCCUCACUGGCGGCACCGGCUGCGACGACGUCGCCUUCGCCGGGCGCCUCGGCGCCGCGACAUGCCUCGGUCGCGACAGCCGAAGCAAGUGGUGAGAUCUACGAAGGCGUGAAGAACCCAAGAGGAGAAACAUGAAGUUAUUUUUUGGUUUAUCUAUUUUUGUGAUGGAUCUGCAAGGAAGUAACUUUGUUAUGUGUUGUUUGUACCACGCUUUUCUAUGCGACCCUCCGGCAGACCCUGUUUGAGGCGAUCCUGUCUUGGCCAUUCGGCUUUGGCUCGCUCCUGAAAGCAGUAUAGCUUUUGUAACAUGCCGGUGCACAAGACCCUUGGCCAAAUUGACCACGGUUUCCGAUGUCCUCCUCAAAGCCUUGUUCCAAAGAAAAUGCAGCACUCCUCUUUCUAAAGGUUUGGAGACGGCACUCCUUCUGCACCCAUAUUUGCGCUACUAGGGUGGAGGCCAUCGCUCUUAGAUUGGAGGCCAUUACUAGUAACAAGGAGCGAACAAGAAGCUACGAUCGGGGCUCCUGGCAUCGCUACAAUGCAUUCUUACUACGUCGUCGGGCCGGAGGCCGCCCGUUGGCGCGAACGCACCAGGUGCGCCGCGUCGGCCGGAGGCGGAAGGGCUCACUCCGGAGGCGAUGGACACAGGCGAUGGAAGGUCCGAGAAGAGCGAAAUCCGAAGAAUCAAUUCUAAUUAAAGAACUAAACAAAACGAAAUGAAAGAACAAACCAAUAUAAAUCUGUGUGUUUUUGCUAUUGAUUUUUCUAAUUACUUAGUAGUAAGGCCAGGAGCCCCUUACUCGUAGCGUCGGAUUGCUCCUAGUAGUUUGGAUCCGAUCCUUUUCGCAAGCCAAGAUGUUUAGCCUCGCAAGGUACAACCUGAGAGGGUCUGCAGGGCCUUGCCAAGAUUGGCCUCUGAUCAAUAACCUGGGUGUUUGGGAUUGGGUGGAGCCAUUUGGUUCAGAGGCAACUCCAGGGCUGAUCAUGGACAAAGAUCAAGAUCGCGGAAGCUAGCAGCUAGCAUCGCCAAGAUGGUCAAAGAUUCAUUCUGAUGUCGAAAACCAUUU
Durusdinium trenchii is the source of this 1807-nucleotide messenger RNA. The record is from the annotation of a GenBank genome assembly. NCBI's taxonomy places the organism in Eukaryota, Dinophyceae, Suessiales, Symbiodiniaceae.